AAAUUGGGAUGUUACAAUCCAACUAUUAUGUUCAUUAUGCGGUAACUCCUCCAUCCAAUAUUCCUAUAAAUCAUGGAAUCACAGACCAGAUGCCUUCUUCCAGCAACUAUGGUCCCAUUGGAGUGUCUGCAGAUGAAUAUGCAAGGAAUUGCCACUUAAUGGAUAAUGUUAGAGGCUUGUAUAAGAGAAAGAAUUCUGAAGGUGUCCCUGGAAAUUUUCAGCUUUUUAAUGCCUCAUCAAGCUCUAGUUCCUCAAUUACACCAUUAAAUACUAGGAAUCCUGAUGGGUUGGAACGGUGGAUGCUGCACCCUUCAGUACGUCUCACUAUAGGGGAAAUGGCCCUAUACAAAUUAGAGAAGGUGGAUCUCAAAGGAGUGCGAGGAACAGAUUUGGGGCAACUGCAGUGGAUCCUGUUUUGAUGCAAAACGCCAAUCAUUAUUUUCAGGGAAAUUACUUGGGUCUGCCUUUUCAGCCAACUAUAACAGAUGGAGGUAGCAAUGUUGGUGGACCUACGGAGACUAGGCAUAGAAGUUCCACAAGGUUCUCACAUUCUCCCCUUGACCUUCGGAAUCCGAACUUCCAUCAUCCUGCACCGCCUAUUGAAGGAGUAAGGGGCCACUGCAUUAAUGUACACCCGCAAGAGGCAGCAGUUCCUUAUUACUUUCCAGUGAGUUAUACCUCACAGAGCACCAUGAAUUCUUCACAGGAUGGUUUGGAGGUGGGGCGUAGACAUUUCGGACCAGUACCACCUACUGGCUUCAGGAUAUAUCAUCCUUCCAGGGGGAGUGGUGUGUUACCUGAGACUUCUCUGAGACUCCGUAAUCUCCCUCACUUGAGAGUUCUUCCACCUGAUUUCCCAGAAUUUUACGAAGAAGUUGGGAAUCUUAUAGAUCAUCACAGAGAUAUGCGCCUGGAUAUAGAGGAAAUGUCUUAUGAGGAGUUACUCGCGCUGGGAGAGCGGAUUGGCAAUGUUAACGCCGGUUUAUCAGAUGAAACCAUCAGACGUAAAUUGAAAACAAGAUUGUAUUCGACAUUUGCAACAAAUAUUAACCUGGAAGAAGUGGCACCUGUUGACCAGGAACCUGAAUUUUGUACAAUUUGCCAGGAGGAUUAUAAGAACCAAGAGAAAACCGGCACUCUAGAUUGUGGACACGAGUAUCAUGCCGUUUGCUUAAGAAAAUGGCUGCUCGUGAAGAACGUCUGCCCCAUAUGCAAAUCAGAGGCAUUGCCCACAUAGUCCAAGAAUGCAUAGGGGCGACAUUAUCCAACAAAAAGUAAUAAACUACAUAAAAUGUUUGACGGUCUGUUUACCGUAAAUCGAUAUUUGUAGAGUAUUUUGUACAUCAACUUGUGGAUGUCUAACAGAAUCAUUUAUUUGUUGGUUGUGUAAUUAUCAACAAUUGUACAUACUUCCAUUA
Molecule: messenger RNA, 1418 nt
Organism: Hibiscus syriacus
Lineage: Eukaryota; Viridiplantae; Streptophyta; Magnoliopsida; Malvales; Malvaceae
Product: probable E3 ubiquitin-protein ligase ZFP1
Exons: 5
Coding region: 419-1237 (272 amino acids)
Cellular component (GO): nucleus
Molecular function (GO): ubiquitin protein ligase activity
Source: RefSeq, a predicted model, not a curated record